Trichobilharzia szidati is the source of this 1266-nucleotide messenger RNA. Lineage: Eukaryota; Metazoa; Platyhelminthes; Trematoda; Strigeidida; Schistosomatidae. The record is from the annotation of a GenBank genome assembly.
AUGCAACCAGUAGACUUAUUCGGCCUCAUCCAAGCAGACAGGUGUGUAAAAUGUGUAUGUGAUCCAGUUAAAACUGAAAUUGAUUGCUCAACCUACUCAAAGUUCGAUACAGCAACUUCUACAGUUAACAUCCCAGAUUCAUCCUGUUGUAAUUGUUUCUGCCAAUGUGGUUCACUCGAUGCUCCUAUAAGGUCAGAUUACAAUAAUCUGCAUAAAGAAAAGUCGUCAUUAUUUUCAGAUGUUUCUCCUAAUACUGAGAAACACUAUCACCAAAGGUUUAUGAAUUUUGCUUCCCUACAGUAUAAUGAUGAGGCUUAUAUGACUCCGAGAGACUUCGUGAAAUGUUUCUUAUCUCCAGUUGCAACCGUGCCUGUUCACCGAACCAAUUUGUCAUCUAGUGAUAUCAAAGAAAUACUGCAUAAGUCGUCAAAAGUUGAUUUUAGUUAUGGUUUUCUUCGAGAACUAGGUCCUAAUGGUGUAAUAUCAUACAGUGAUUAUCUUUUUCUUAUAUCAGUUCUUACGCAUCCUCAAAGUGGAUUAGAAAUAGCUUUUCGCAUGUUUGACUUGGAUUCAGAUGGGAGUGUUGAUCUUGAUGAAUUUAGAAAGAUAACCAAAGUUAUUCCUAAAUUCUACAUGGGUGAUCAUCAAUGUCAAAAUGUUUCAACAAAUGUUGACGAUACAACUUUACUGCAUCUGUUUUUUGGCAAGUCGGGUAAAAGAAAGCUGCAUCGUGAUGAAUUUUACAAGUUUAUCUCAGGUCUUCAAUCUGAACUUUUACAUUAUGAGUUUGAACAACUUAAUUUGAACCAAGGUGUUAUGUCUCCAGUCGACCUAGGUCGUUCACUCUUGCGAUAUUCGAACAUUAGUGCCGAUAAUGCUCAAAAAGGUUUGUUAAAGAUACAAGCAGAUCGUGAAUUAAUGCAAAAGGACGUUUCGUUUGACGAUUACAAAGCCUUGUUCGAUUUCUUAUUCGUUCUGGAUGAUUUCACCUGUGCGAUACGAAUGUUUUUGAUUUCAAAGCAUUCCAUUUCUAAGGAUGAGUUUCAGAGAGCAGCACGUGCCGUUACUGGGAAGUGUCUCAGCACAGUUGUGCUGGAUACAGUUUUCACUCUUUUUGAUAUUGAUGGUGAUGGUCACUUAAGCGUAUCUGAAUUUAUUGAAACUAUCCGGGCGCGUGGACUUCGUGGAUUAAAUAUCAAUGAUUCUGUACCUUCGCGUGUAGAUUCUUUUAAACAGUGCAUACGGAAGUUCAGUUAUUCAAAGUAA